AUGCCUCCAAAAGCUGCUCAGUCAUGUCAAAGCUGCACCAACCUCACGGAAAUUAUUAAUGAGCUAAAAAAUGUUAUUAAUGCUCUAAAGAGUGAAGUAGAGUCCCUAAAGAGCAAAGUAGAGGAAUUAGGAAAAAAUGAGCAAAUUAAAGGUUACCGAAGGCUACCGAAAGGGCCAACAGGAAAAAAAAAUAUUGUCAUAUUUGGGAUGCCAGAACUAACAUUAACGGACAUUAAUGGUAGAAAACGGGAAAAUAAAACUGUAGCAAGCAACGCCAGGGGUUAUAUUUUGCCCGCAAUAGAGUUAAGUGAAAUAAAUCCAAUAAGCACCCGUUGGUCAGCUCAAGAUGAUGGCGUUCACGCUCUUGAACAUCAUUUCCCAGCAAUCAUCUCAGCUUUAGAAGAAAUGGAAGAUGAUAUCGUUGAAAAAUAUUCCAAAGAAGCUUUAAAAAAUUAUGGUGCAAAUAAAUAUGAAAAAAAAAAUGUGACUUGUUAUGGGAACGUAACAAAUAAUGAACAAGGUCUCACUGAGGUUAAUAUAGAUCACUUCACAAAAGAUAACUAUGGUUGCACUGAAGUUAAUAUAGAUAAUUUUGAAAAAGAUAACUACAAUUCCACUGAGGUUAAUGUUAAUUUAAAAAGAAAUCUUAUAAUAGUAAAUUCUGUUGAGAACAAUGAUUUUGAGAAAAAUGAAAUAAACAAUAAAAAAGAAAACUAUGGCUUUGCUAAGAACAACUCUAUAGAACAUAUUUCUAAAGCAAGGGUUUCAACGGUUAGGAUAAUUGACUCUGAUUUUGAGGAUGAUGUCACAGAUGAUCAAGAUGAAGACUACUGCCUUAGUGAGGAAAGUGAGGAUGAAUCACUUGAUGAUUUGGAGAAUGAUGUCCCAGCGCGAAAUUCUGGAAAUUCAAUUGGAAAAAGGGUUUUGGAUAAUAUAAACAGAACAUGUGAAGUAGCAAUAAACAAUAAAAAUCUAUUUGUUAAUAAAUCCAGAGGCAAAACAGGUGGCAAAAAACAAAGCACUGAGGUUAAUAUAGAUAAUUUUGAAAAAGAUAACUACAAUCCCACUGAGGUUAAUGUUAAUUUAGGAAAAAAUCUCAUAAUAAUAAAUCCUGUUCAGGACAAUGAUUUUGAGGAAAAUGAAAUAAACAAUGAAAAAGAAAACUAUGGUCCCACUGAGAACAACUCUAUAAAAAACAUUUCUAAAGUGGGGGUUUCAAAAGUUGGGAUAAUUGCUUCUGAUUUUGAGGGUGAUUGCACUGAUGAUCAAGAUAUGGAAUACUGCCUUAGUGAGGUAAGUGAGGAUGAAUUGCUUGAUGAAUUGGAAAAUGAUGUGCCAGCGCAAAAUUCUGGAAAUUCAAUUAAAACAAGGGUUUUGGAUAAUAUGAACAGAACAUGUGAAGUAGCAAUAAACGAUGAAAAUCUGGUUGUUAAUAAAUCCAGAGGCAAAAAAGGUGACAAAAAACAAAACUUUUGUGUUUUCUGUCAUACAAAACAACAGAAAAUAUCCAGAUAUUUAGAGAUGGUGCACAAAAAUAAAAGUGAAGUACAAAAAUUCAUGUCUCUGCCCAAAAGAUGCGAGGAAAGGAAAAUAUUACUAGGUGAUAUACGAAAAAGAGGAAAUUUUUUAUAUAACACAAACAAAUGUUACAAUGAUGGGGAACUUAUUGUAAGCCGAAGACCAAACCAAAAUUCACAGAAUAAUGCUAGAGACUACUUGGCCUGUGCAAAAUGUAAAGGCUUUUUUUCAAAAAAAUCAAUUAGAAAGCAUUUUAGCCAAUGCUCAAAUUUAAAUAGUGCAAGUUGUAGAAAUGUUUUGAAAAUGAGCAAAAGAGUUACAGGGAGAAUCCACUCAAAAGCAAACGAAGUUGUAAAAAAAUUUUUGCUUCCCUCAAUUCGAGAUGACACAAUUGGAAGGAUGAUAAGAUUUGAUGAACUUAUUAUUAUUUAUGCAAAUAGAAUGUGCCAAAAAUAUCCAAAUACAAGACAUCAUGAAAUGAUUCGCCAAAGAAUGCGACUAUUAGGGAGAUUUCUAUAUGCAGUUAAAAUCAUAAAUAAAGAAAUCCAUGAUUUAGCCUCGGUAUUUGAUCCAAAGUUCCUUGAUAUAUGUCUUCAAGCAAUUCGAAACGAAGCUAAAUACGAUGCAGAUACCGGGAUUUUUGAGGUUCCAUCUGUGGCGUUUUCACUUGGCACAUUGUUAAAACAAACAUGCAAUUUUCUUAUAACUGAAUCUAUUAAAAAUCACGAUCCUAUAAAAAGGGUAAAUGCAGAAGAUUUCUUAAAACUUAUGGCAGAAGAAAUGAAUCUUGACAUAAAUAGGGUAGCAUCAGAAUCACAAAUUCAGUCAAACAGAAAUAAAAAGGUGGAGCUUCCACCUAUGGAGGAUAUAAAAAAAUUACACAGCUAUUUAAAUAAAAAACGACAAGAUGCUGUAGGUAACUUAAAAAGUAUGAUUAGUUAUGCAAAUUGGCUUAACCUGGCAGAAUUUACGCUUUCAUCCAUACAAGUUUUUAACAGACGACGCGCUGGAGAAGUGGAAAGAAUAUUAAUACAAGAUUUUAAAAAGUAUCAGGGAUUAAACCCUGUUGAAAAUAAAGACUUGUAUAAAACAAUGUCAGAAAAUGAUAGAAAAAGGGCUGGAAAAUAUGUGCGAUUUGCCAUAAGAGGAAAGCUCAAUAGAACUGUUUCAGUCUUAAUAGAUGCAUCCCAAUUGGAAUGUUUAAAUUUAAUGUUAAAGGUCAGAAGUAUGGUAGGAAUUUGCGAACAAAACCCUUAUUUAUUUGGGGUUCCAGGCAACAAGCCAUUCAAAUUUUUAAGGGCUUGCAUUUUAAUGCGAAAAUUCUCAGUAGAUUGUGGAGCGCUAUAUCCUAAAAGAUUAAGAGGAACAGAGCUAAGAAAACACAUUGCAACUACGUGCAUUACUUUAAAUUUGGAGGAUGAAGAAGUAACUGAUCUAGCAAACUACAUGGGUCAUGCUGAAAAAAUACAUAAAGAAAUCUAUAGACAACCUUUGGUGAACAGAGAAAUAUUAAGAAUGUCACAACUUUUAAACAGAGCACAGGGUGAUAAUAGUGACAAUGAAGAAGGUGAAGAAUAUGGUAUAACGAAAUUCAUAAAUAAUGACAUAAAUAUGGAACAAGAUAAUAAUGACAUAAAUAUGGAACAAGAUAAUAAUGACAUAAAUAUGAAACGAGAUAUUGACAUAAAUAAUUUAACUAAAACUUCCAAUUUAAGCACUUCAAGAACAAGCCAACGUUCUCCAAUGGGUUAUGUUAAAAGAAAAAGGUGGUCAUUUACUGAAAAAGAAAUAAUUCUCAGAGAAUUUAGCGAUCAAAUUGAGAAUAAAAAAUUGCCAUCUUUAAAACAGAUACAAAGUGUUAUUGUUGCUUAUCCAGAGUUACGAAGUAGAACAGCACCCAAGAUAAAGACAUGGAUUCACAACCAAUAUAAAAAGAAAUAA
This is a messenger RNA of Brassicogethes aeneus, 3459 nucleotides long. The record is from the annotation of a GenBank genome assembly. Lineage: Eukaryota; Metazoa; Arthropoda; Insecta; Coleoptera; Nitidulidae.